This is a messenger RNA of Caenorhabditis remanei, 1386 nucleotides long. RefSeq lists its product as uncharacterized. Gene Ontology annotation, molecular function: DNA binding. NCBI's taxonomy places the organism in Eukaryota, Metazoa, Nematoda, Chromadorea, Rhabditida, Rhabditidae. The record is from RefSeq and is a predicted model, not a curated record. Bases 1 to 1386 code for a protein of 461 amino acids. The transcript is spliced from 8 exons.
AUGGAAGUUCAAGAAAGUACUUCUUCCCCUACAAAUAUUCCCAAAGCAGAAGAUGACAAGCCCCAAACACCGAAACGAGAAACAAGACCAACUCCUAUACCACAGCAAAGACUGGACAUAUGGAGUAGAAUUAGACAUGGACACGUAGCCACUGCUAUGAAAUUCAGAAGUUUACUUCUUUUUAUAUCAUCUACAUUAGUUACUUUCAUCGAAACCAUAUCGGAACCAAAACAUGACAAAAUUCCUCCUACUGAAAUUAUCGCAAGAAUAGUCACUAGUUUUAUCAAUGGACGGGUAGAACAACCUCAACGUUUCAGAGGAAUGCAUUAUCAUGAAGUGUAUCUCGCAAUUUCUCCAAUGAUCACAAGCGUUAACUGGGCAAGAAUAAAAUUUGACAGAAAAGAUGCGAUGAGAUGUUACAAGAGUUUAGCUAAUGUUCUACAAGUGUGUUUUGAACAAGUCGGACUUGCUAACCACGCCGAAGCAGACCAGUUGGUCCUAUCUAUUUACGUAACAAGUGUCUGGUGUUCGAUUCUGAAACAACAUCCGGAAUUGGCCCCACCUGUAUCAGAUCAUCAAGACUUUGAAACUUACAUGAAAAGUUGGAUAUUUAGUCCUCAUCUCGAGAACUUCUCGAAAGUAUUCGUGGCGUCAUGCUGUCAAAUUAUGGAGUCAUCUGAUCACAUCAAACAACAACAGUCAACAGCUGAAAGGAGACAUUCAGUUGACUCAGGAACUCAAGAAGAACCUCAUCCACUCCCUCUGACCUCAAUGUUACCAGAGAUCUCCAGUAGACCAGACCUGAUUACCAGUCCAAUGAUCCCGUCACCGUCACGUAUUCAUCCAUCAUGGACGAUGCCACCACACCCAAGUUUUGAUCCAUAUCUGGGAUACACGAGUCCGAUUCCAACUCUCUUCUCUCCAUUCCCUCCAACAGUUAUUCAUCCACCAAUUGAUCCUCAUCAAAACUAUCCACAUGUUCCGACACCAUCAACAACAGACCCAGUUCCACCUGCACCGUCCAUCGCUUUGCCACCACUGAAGCCUCCGCGGGCACCAAAACGGAAACAAAAGCUUCCAACUUUUCAAGAACUGGCUAGUACAGUAACUAAAGGAGGUCAUAAGAAGGGACCUAAACCAGGUACCAAAUACAGGCAGCGAAUAACGAACGAAGCGUCGAUGAUUCUAGAGAACGAGGCGAGACGACUGGCGAUGAACCCUCCGGAUAGGCAUUCGAAGAGAAGAAUUAGUGAGAGAACAAAUAUUUCGCUUUAUCAGGUUAAAAGUUUUUUCAAUCGCAUCACUGCCGAACAAAGACGGCUCAGGAUGGGGAAACCGAUCAAGCGGCAUAAUUCUCGCAGGAAACUAGUACCUGCAAAUACAUAA